This is a messenger RNA of Nothoprocta perdicaria, 4467 nucleotides long. It is a transcript of the gene SUB1, whose product is annotated as SUB1 homolog, transcriptional regulator. Gene Ontology annotation, molecular function: transcription coactivator activity; DNA binding. The transcript has 5 exons. Bases 3 to 446 code for a protein of 147 amino acids. Gene Ontology annotation, cellular component: nucleus; transcription regulator complex. NCBI's taxonomy places the organism in Eukaryota, Metazoa, Chordata, Aves, Tinamiformes, Tinamidae. Gene Ontology annotation, biological process: positive regulation of transcription initiation by RNA polymerase II. The record is from RefSeq and is a predicted model, not a curated record.
CGAUGCCGCCGCGCGUCACUUCCGCUCUGCUCGUGCUGCAGAGGAGCCGCGCGCCGAGCAGGACAAUGCCUAAGUCAAAGGAACUUGUGUCUUCAAGCUCAUCUGCUAGUGACUCAGAUAGUGAAGUUGACAAAAAGGCAAAGCGGAAAAAGCAAGCAGCUCCAGAAAAGCCUGUAAAGAAACAAAAGACUGGUGAAAGUUCAAAAGGUGCAGCUUCUUCUAAGCAAAGCAGUAACAGAGACGAGAAUAUGUUUCAGAUCGGCAAAAUGAGGUAUGUCAGUGUUCGUGACUUUAAAGGGAAAGUCUUAAUUGAUAUUAGAGAAUAUUGGAUGGAUCAAGAAGGUGAAAUGAAGCCUGGCAGAAAAGGUAUUUCUUUAAAUCCAGAACAGUGGAACCAGCUGAAGGAACAGAUUUCUGAUAUUGAUGAUGCAGUAAGAAAACUGUAAAGACAGAGCCAUAAAGAAACGUUUAUCAUUUUAGUUGUUUUAAGCAGUCUUUUUACAUUGGCUUUUGUUUUCUAAAAUAUUGUUUUCAAAGCUAUUGUAUAUUUGGAUUGCAAAACAAUUUGUAAGAUGAAUACUUUUUUUAUGUGCAUUAAAAGUGUAUUCUGAGUGAGGCUAUUUGUGUAUACUUUACUAAAAGGAAAAUGUGUUGCUUCCACCUCAUGGUGUAAAAUAAACAAAACAAUAGUAUGUAAAGCAUAGGUGUUUAUGGCCUUUUGUUUGAAGAUGCUUGAGAAGGCCACCUGAUAAUUAUAAUUUUAGUUUUGGUUUGGUUUAGUUAACCGUUGUAUGAAUUGGUUUUCUGAGGAGGUUCUUAAAAUGUCUCCCUUUUCUUUUUUCUUUUAUUUCAUGCUCUUUGGUAUUUCUCUAGAAGCUGUUUUCUUUAAGGCUUAAUGCAAACAGUGAAUACCCAGUAAAACAUUUUUGUAGAUAAUUUUAAAUACUCUAUUUGCUAAUUUACCCUAUUUAUUCAGAUGUAAACACUCAUGAGCAUAUAGACUUUUUUGAAUUACUUGCAUGAAGUAUUAUGGUAAACAAUAACACUUGAACACAAGCCACAGACCAUUCCUUCCCGUUUUUUUUAUAGCUUGCUUCAUUUAGAAAAUGCAACCCUUUAUUCUUGGACACUAGAUUUUAGAAGAUGAUGGAUAAACUUUUGCAGUAAUAAAUACAUACCUCAGAGUAAAACAGAACUUAAAAGCUCCCAAUUUGGUGGUUAUUUGGGUAACUUUUCCAAGCUUUGCAUUCAAUUAAUUCUUGAACAUGUACAGGUUAGCUAUUCUAUAGGCAAGAACAUUUAACCUGCCUUUUUAAUGUUUGCAUAAACAAAGGUGUUUAAACCAGCUAUAACACARUUUAAAUAGUUAAACAGGGUUAAAAUGGCCAGCUACCACACUCUGCCCUAUCAUUACUCCCUGCUCAGACCAUUUAUCUUUGCUUGCUCUGUGUGGCUUACAUGUGCAUAACUUUAUUUUCUCUCUYACACAACAUUCAGUGCUCACGGUGGAGCGCUGGUGUGUAGCGGAUCAUGGUUCUAGCAAACUUCACUUGUGAGUCAGUGAACUGCUCUGGUAAGAAGCUUCUCUUUGAUGGAGGCUGCAUUAGGUGAAAUGCUCUCCCAAAUCAAGGGAAUUUUGGUAGGCGUUGAGACAAAUGAAGAAGGGAAAAUACACWGUUUGAGUAGCACUUGGAGAGAGAGGGGAACUCCAGCGCAGAAAUUAAAGGUGAAAGAUAAGUAGUAGCUGACAAUAAUUGCAGUGAAGAAACUUGUUAGUAGAUGUGAAGAGUUUGUUUUCUGACUUAAUUCAAUUAAUUGAAGGAAGAAAAAUCUGCUUCAUGAAAAAUGACAUUUCAAGACCAUAUAGUGAAUGUACAAUCUAUUGGUUCUACUGUAAUUUUCCCAUUUGAUGUUAAAUUUACUGUAUUUUUAAAGUUUUGCAUAGAUAUCUGGAUUUGCUGUUUGUUAAUUUUGGAAUACCUGAGUAUAAUUGUUUAUAUUGCAGUCAUGCAUGGAAGUCCUGUUCAGUGUCAUACACAGACUGUUCCUGUGAUGCAGCGUUUACCAUUUAAUACAAAUAUUACAUGGUAAGGAAAGGAGACUURAUCAAAUUAACAGCCAAACAAUUAUAUUUGUUGGAUAUCUCCACCUGCUUUAAUUUGUCCAUUAAGAAAUUUCAAAUAAAAUUUAAUUUUGUAUGGCUUGGGAAUCUGAAGUUCCUAGGACUUAUUUGAGAGUGAUUAAAAUGAGGAGGAGAUGUUUUGUGGUAGCAGCUGCAUUUUGCACACCUGUUUUUGAGUGACUGACUUGUAGGAUAUCUGGACCAAAUAGAAUAAAUAGUCUAAAACUUCUGAAAUGAAUACAAGUGUUUCUUCAGGUCACUAUCAACUUGUGUUUGGUCCUUUUAUUUCCUAUGUGUACAUAUGAAAAAUGAUUCCUUUAAAUCUGUAAUUUUGCCACCAAUUUUCACCUAUUUUACCUCAGAACUUUCAUGUGACUAUUUAAAAGUGCAUGAUUAUCAUCGAGGGAACGUUGUCCUUGCUUASGUUACUGUGGUAAUAGGUCAUUGGGUGGCAGUCGUGAAUCAGAGUACAAUAUAAUUGUGUUCAGGAAGGUGGGGAGUUAAAUUCAUUCUUUUGGGGAGAGUAAGUUUUAGUAUAGUGAUCUGUUGUGGAAACUGAUGGUAGAGAUGUGCAAAGAAAUAAGUAUUUGUUAACCAAGAACUAUUAGUUCGUCUUAAUAGACAAAGGCCUUGCUGAAUUUUAGUGGUGAUGAUGGCUGGAGCUAUUUGUCCCAUUUGUUUUCCUUGAUAAUUGAUAACAUUGGGGGCAAUUUGGUUUUACUUAGCUUGUGUGUUUAGAAACAGUUUUUCAUCUGCCAGAUACAUUCCUGCCUGUAAUGUUGAUAAAAUGUCAUAUAUUUUACUUGAACCGGUGUUAAUAUCUACAUGAAUGUCAAGAAAAAAGAUAACCAAAUAAAUUAGUUUCCCAAUUGAACUUAAAAUGGGCCUUAAAAAAUGCUGAAUUAUGAGGGAAUUCACUGAACAUCAAGUGACUGCCAACUUGCUAUAAAUUUAACACGUUCAGUGUUGUUUUGAUGUAAACAGCUGGUUGUGAUUUGUCAUACAAGUACUGUCUACGGCUGCAUUUUUCUAAUUUGAGAAGAAAAUUCAGAUUUUCUGCAUGAAGAUUUUCUUAGAAAAUACUAGUUAAGAUGCGUAAAAAAGUGUCCGUAGAAGAAGACUGCGUAUAUUAAGAAGUCUGUAAGAAGAGAAAAAUGAGAAAAAUAACUUUUCCCUUUUUCUGCUGUCAUGACUGAAGAUAGAUGAAUUCAAUUAUUGAUAUUUAUGCGGGGCAUAUUAGCAGUAUGUUUUAGAAGUUAAACAGUAUGGAGCGUAGGUUAAAAAAGGCAUCUGCCAAAGUCCCAUAUGUGUGCUAAGUCAAAACGUCACCUACAAUGUUGCUCUUCUGUAUAGAUACCCAUAUUGAAAUUCAACAAAUGCAGUGCUCUGAUAUUUCUGUUAAAGGAGAUGCCCCACUUACGUACUACUUAUGUGAUCUGUUAGCAAAAGAAAAUUGGUAAUUGUAAUUUUGGUAACUCAGAUGUCAUGUUGUUAACCAUGUGGAAUGUUGAAUGUUUUCUUCUGGUGGCAUCUUCUGCAGAGAGGCCACUGGAAAUGCAAAACCUCCAACUGUGUAGCUAUCUUAAUGUUCAAAUAAAAAUAAUGAUGUAUAUCGUGUAAAACCAGUUUGAACACUUGGAAAUAAAUGUAAACUUCUGUUGGCAUAGUGUUAUUUUUAAUAGAAAUGUCUGUGCAUUGAGAUUGUUGCUAAGUUGUUUAUUUCUUGAAAAGCUGCUGUUAUUUCUUGGAACUGUUGUAAUUUAGAUCAAAUAAGAUUAUAUUCAAAUCCCCAAGUUUGGGGGUGGGAUGUGGCGAGGCUGAUUAUGUAGCCUGGAGGGCUAGAAGCUUUUCUUUGUAGUUAUUGUGUAAAUGCAGAAGUGGCAGAUAACACUACUUCAAACACCAAAAAGCGUGAAAAGUCACCRCUGUUAAAAUGCAAGACUAACUUUUCAGUGUGUGGUGGUUUGUUGGUGUCUUUAAUCUAGCAAAAUAAACAGUAGAUUACAUGGAGGGGAACGGCUUCUUGUUUGUUUAUCAUUAGUCGUAGUUAGUGAGGCUUGUUUAGGAAGCAUGUUUUUCACAUGCUUGCUGUGAAGCAGUCUGUAGCGGGGAAAUUAUUUAUAGCCUUGAGCCAUACAGAUCUAUCUUUAGGUAGGCCUGAGUGGUGUGCCGCUUAAAUGGGCAUAAAAGUGAAACUAAAGUUUCAAAGUGAAGAAAUGUGGUCUAGGUUUGAUGAAGGGCGCUUAGAUUCACGCAUUAUAUUGUAUUAGCUCAUAUUUACUGUCUUUACCUUGCUGAUUAGCUUCAGCUAAAGCUCCAGUGACUGUGUGGAGAAGGAAUCUCCA